Molecule: messenger RNA, 2591 nt
Organism: Megalobrama amblycephala (Wuchang bream)
Lineage: Eukaryota; Metazoa; Chordata; Actinopteri; Cypriniformes; Xenocyprididae
Gene: chrna7a
Product: cholinergic receptor, nicotinic, alpha 7a (neuronal)
Exons: 10
Coding region: 256-1941 (561 amino acids)
Biological process (GO): signal transduction; monoatomic ion transmembrane transport; regulation of membrane potential
Cellular component (GO): synapse; postsynaptic membrane; neuron projection
Molecular function (GO): acetylcholine-gated monoatomic cation-selective channel activity; transmembrane signaling receptor activity
Source: RefSeq, a predicted model, not a curated record
CAGUGCAGCGGGGCAUUUGCCAAGUCUUACAUCUUCCACCCAAAUCAUGCAGCACCAGGAGCCUUGGGAAGUGAAAACACAAUGCCUUAAGGAAACCUCAUGUAAGGCAUUGCAGUUGCUUUGGAAAUUAUCAUAUCAUAUCAUCAUUAUUGUUUAUUUUAAUUUCUAUUUGAAUAUUUUAAUUGUAUUUGUUUAGUUUUUAUGUUUUUUUAAUGUUUUUUUUUUUCUCAUGAGAGAGAGAGAGAGACUGUAAUAAUGUAUGCUGGAGGGGGCGGAGCAUAUAGUGCCCUUUUGUUGAUGAUGCUGCAAGAGACUGUACUCACUUCUGCCUGUGGGAUGCCGAGAGAGACUCUUUACCACAAACCUACAUCACAUAGAGCUAAUCAUUUCUGCAAAUGUAUUUUUAUAGGAACAUGGGAAUUUGGGAAUAUACUCUUUAUUUUACCACCACAACCUGCCUAUGGAGUGUGUCACUUCAGGGAGAGCAUCAGAGGAGACUCUACAGAGAUCCUGAUGAAAGACUAUAACCCACUGGAGAGACCUGUGUUUAAUGACACACAAUCACUCACUGUGUAUUUCACCUUCAGUCUCAUGCAGAUUAUGGAUGUGGAUGAGAAGAAUCAAGUACUUACAACCAACAUCUGGUUACAGCUGUACUGGUAUGACUACUAUCUUCAGUGGAACUCCUCUGAAUAUCCUGGAGUGACGAGUGUAAGAUUCCCUGACAGUCAGAUCUGGAAGCCUGACAUCUUACUUUAUAACAGUGCUGAUGAAAGGUUUGAUGCCACAUUUCAUACUAAUGUGCUGGUGAACUCCUCCGGUGCCUGCCAAUACCUUCCACCAGGGAUAUUCAAAAGCACCUGCCACAUCGAUGUUCGCUGGUUCCCCUUUGAUCUUCAGAGGUGUGAUUUGAAAUUUGGCUCCUGGACGUAUGGGGGAUGGUCUCUGGACCUGCAGAUGAUUGAUGCUGACAUCACAGGAUAUAUCGCUAAUGGAGAGUGGGACCUUGUGGAGGUUCCAGGUCGAAGGAAUGAGAGAUUCUAUGACUGCUGCAAGGAGCCGUACCCAGAUGUGACUUUCACUGUGGUGAUGCGGAGACGGACGCUAUACUACGGUCUUAAUCUGCUUAUUCCCUGUGUGCUCAUCUCUACUCUGGCUCUGCUCGUCUUCCUGUUGCCUGCUGACUCAGGCGAGAAGAUCUCUCUUGGGAUCACCGUCCUGCUCUCAUUGACAGUUUUCAUGCUUCUGGUAGCAGAGAUAAUGCCGGCGACAUCAGACUCUGUACCCUUAAUAGCUCAGUAUUUCGCCACCACCAUGGUGAUUGUUGGACUGUCUGUGAUAGCCACAGUCUGGGUAUUACAAUACCACUACCAUGAUCCUGAUGGAGGAAAAAUGCCAAAAUGGACCCGUGUGGUGCUGUUGAACUGGUGCGCCUGGUUCCUGCGGAUGAAGAGGCCCGGCGAGGACAGAGUUCGCUCAGCUUGUCACAAUAAGCAGCCGCGCAGCAGCUUCUCCAGCGUGGAUCUGAACAUCAGCACUGGAGCCGCACAGUCCACCAACGGAAACCUGCUGUACAUCGGCUUCCGUGGAAUGGACACUAUUCACUACGCCACUUCACCAGAUUCAGGGGUGAUCUGCAGCCGGCUCGUCGCCGCAGGUGAGGAGGAUGUGCUGCUCCCUGGGGCUCAGGCGUCUUCCGUUAGCAGCGGCCCUGGCGAAACUGACAUCUCCAAAAUCUUAGAUGAGGUUCGGUACAUUGCCAAACGCUUCCGGGACCAAGACGAGGAAGAGACUUUGUGUAACGAGUGGAAGUUUGCAGCAUCUGUUAUUGACCGUCUUUGUCUCAUGGCCUUUUCCCUGUUCACCAUUCUCUGCACCAUUGGUAUCUUAAUGUCUGCCCCGAACUUCGUAGAGGCCAUAUCUAAAGAUUUCUUCACCUGAGGCCUAGGCUCUAUUGCAGUUAUUUUUUACUUCUCAGAGCCUCUUAAGUGUGUAACAAUAUAUUUCUUUUAUAGAUUAACUCUCUAAAGUUUGACAUGAAGGAAAUGGUUCACCCAAAAGUGAAAAUUAACUGGUUGUAUUUGUAUGGGAAAAUUGUAUGGGAAAGAGCAGCAUGAACAUUCUGCUCAACAUCUCCUUAUAUAUUUCACGCAACAAAGAAAAGAAAAGGUGAUUAAUGAAAUGAUGAACUGUUCCUUCUAGACUGGUCUCAACAGAUGUUUUUAUGUGUUUGUGUAGUAGUGGCUCUAUAAAUUGACGUAUUAUUGUAGUGUGGACCAGAGACAAGACUGUAGCCUUAAAUGCACUUUAUAAAAGCUUAUUUUUUGUUUCUGGUUGUUAUAAGUUUAACUAUUUGCUUCACAAAAUCAACAUGCAUCUAUGAGUUUCUGUAUUGUUGUAUCUGCAUCAUGAUUCAUCUUUAGUAAUCACUGCUGUUUUUAUAUCUUCACGUACAUGUCAUUAUUCCAGUAUAGUAAUUACUGGUAAAUCAGUCCAUGUAUGUGAUGAUAUGAAGGUGGAGAUUUCUAAAUAUAUUUCUUUCAAAAUAUUGUACAGUAUAAUGACAAAUAAACAUAUUUUUGUAGGUUGAA